CUCUGCCAUUCAUAUCUCUCAGUGAGCUAAAGAGAUAUGAUGAACGGCUGAAGGACCCCGAUUUCAAAAUCAGAGUCGUCAACCAUUUAUGUGCUGUGCACGGUGAUAACAUACAACUCAUCGUCCGGGGUACCAUGGAGCGGCUAAUGACAAGAUCAGUUGCCGCGGAGAUAAAUUACUCCGGCGCUAGAGGUUCCUUUGCAUUCAGGCGAACAAAUAUGAACGGCCUUGUACAAGGCCUCAUUCGGCAACGCAUGGGUGAUGCAGCCUCGGAUGCUGACAUUACACGGCACAUCAAAACGUGGUUGCAUUCUGCACGGCACAAAAGACCGCUGGUUGAGCAAACUAAAGUAUGCAGUGCGAAUGAGG
This is a messenger RNA of Dicrocoelium dendriticum, 369 nucleotides long. Lineage: Eukaryota; Metazoa; Platyhelminthes; Trematoda; Plagiorchiida; Dicrocoeliidae. The record is from the annotation of a GenBank genome assembly.